Molecule: messenger RNA, 2469 nt
Organism: Stylonychia lemnae
Lineage: Eukaryota; Ciliophora; Spirotrichea; Sporadotrichida; Oxytrichidae
Source: the annotation of a GenBank genome assembly
AUGUCACAUCCAAUAUCUUAGAAUUAGUAGCACAGGAACGCUGAGCCAAUUGGUAGCAAAAGUAAAGUUUCUAAAUAAGAUGAGAUUACUAUCAGCAGAUAUCUGAAAUAGCUAAAAGUGACUAUCCCAGCCACUAGAAUACCUUCAUAAUCGACACUAAACAAUAAGUAAUUCAUGUCCUCUGGGUAGAACUCUGUCAAUAACCUGGAUAUAUAUCAAUAAAAUGCUCUCAAAAGCUUUGAAAGUAUCAAAAAUUAACUUGAUAAGAUCUAAGAGUAAAACAUUCAAAAAGUCUAGAAUUAAAAAAGCAAUGCACAGCCAGAUCAAACAGAAGAAAUGAAAAUAACUGAUGCUUCUGAUGAGCAGAACUAGAAUUUGAACUUAAUCAAUUACGGAAAUGCAGGACCUUCAAUUUCCAUACAGAAAAAUUACACAUCUGGAAAUUUAUCUCCAAAGAUCACUAAUCUCAAUCAGCAAGUAUAAUUGAAACAGCAAUUUAACAUCAUAAUCAAAUCACCAUAGAAUGACAAUGACCUCUCAUAGCAUAAGCUUAGUUACUUUGACUCUAGAAAAGUGGGUAAAAAGAUUAAAAAUAUGUACUCUAACUUCAGGCACUCUACAAAUCCAACUAUAUAUGAUGAAGAUACAUAAGGAAGGGGCUCAAUAGAAGAGACAUUACGGAUGAAUUAAAAGCCUCCUAGAUUCGUUUAAUCAGAUGAGAAAAACUUCAAUCAGUAAUACUAUAGUUAAAAAGGCAAUGAGCAAAAAUUUUAGAUGAGUUCCACUCUUGUAGCUGGUAAAUCUAACAAACUAGAGAUGAAACUACCUGAAAUGAAUGUAAAUGAUUUCGGAUUGAGACCGUUAGAGGACGAAUCCAGAUUGAAAUAUCUGAGAUACAUGCAAAUGUAUGACAGCACUCUCAAGAACUAUAAAUUAACAAGUUAUUUGAAAAAUAAAGUUGAAAAAAAUUUUUCAAUGGGGAAUCUUUAAUACAUCAAUGAAGUCAGGAAAAUUGCUUCUAGAUCAAAUAUGAAUAGUGUGUAGAAGAAACAAAGACAGUAGCAAUAUUAGAAAAGCCUUGAACAUUCUAAAGAUUCCAAGGAUUUAAGUCCUGAUAAGAAGUCUUUCGAUUCUUCUCAAGUCAUAAAUAUAGCUGAUCAAUAGGUUUUAGAAAUGGAGCUAAUGAAAACUCUUUCAAAGUAGAGUAGCUAAUUGAGUCUUAAGAGGAAAAUAUCUUGCUUAGAGAUACCUAAGAAUGAGGAAGGAAUGCCUUUGAAAUUACAGGACUUAGACCCUCUAUCAUUAUAAAAAUUCUAAUCCAGAAGUGAGUAAGAGAGAUUCAUAAAGAAUUCAAAGAUUCUUAGAGAUCUGUCGAUACAAUAUCAACUUAAUUCAAAUUACUAUGAGGUAUCAAACUAAUUUUUGCUUGAUACUAUCAGCUAACAUGACUUCAGGCGUUUGACUGUAGCACAAAUUGACUCUUUAAAAUCCUUAGUUGAAAAUAAGCAAAUAGAUUGCAAGAAAGAUUUCGUUUCUGCUCUCAAGGAAGCUCUAGCCCAUAAAAAGCAUAAAAAAUAACCUAGAAAGAGCUUUUUGCAUUCUUCUGUCCAUGAUCAUGCUUCAUCAUCUACUCAGGGAAGUGCAAAUAAUAUGUAGUCAGAAUUGAAUAAGCUAGCGAUGUUGACAUAAUCCCCAGAAGUAAUGUCUUAUAAAAGAUGGACAGAUAAGAUGACCCCAAGAACAUUAAAGACUAUCAUGCUUUCUAAAAAUAUGUCCUAGCAGAAAAUAAACCUUAAACAGCUAAAAAAUAACAAAGAGAGCAUGCUUGUCUAUGCAAAUCAUUCUGUGGAUUUAAAUAAACAGCACCUUUUAUCUAAAUACAUAGCUGAUCAUCAAAAGACUCUUAGUCCUGGGGGACCAUCAGUGGCUUAUGACAAACCUAAGAUUAAAAAGCCAUAGCAAUCAGCAGCUGAUUUCUUUGUUAAGCACAGAUAGUAGGUGAAGAACUAAUAUGAUUUAAAGCUAGACACCUAAUAAUAGUCACAAAUUCAAUCAGCUCCAGCUUUGAAAUACCAGUAAAACCUUUCAAUCGACUUGAGCAAUAACACUCUUUCAAAGAUCAAGGAUCCAUUAGAUUAGACCUAGUCUCAAAAGCAUUCACUAAUUUAGAUUACUAAAGAUUCCAAAAACCUUGACAAGAUCGCUCAUAAGUUAUCUAAGGGAAACUACGCUGAUCUAUUUGAAAACGUAUACUAAACCAAAUCAAAGGUCAGCCAAGACCAAAUGUAAAAGAAAAACUUACUGUUAGAGCAUGUAAUGCUGGAAAGAGAAGAGCUAGAAAAAGAGAAGAAAAAGAACCGAAAGAAGCAAAAGAGGAAUAAGAAUCAAGGCUAGAAAUGGUGGCGAGAGACCAAAGACGAUGUGAGCAUUGAUCUAUUCUAGCUCCCAGUGUUUUAAUAAUUCUAUUGA